UACCAGUUGCAAACGCUGUCCAUAUUGUCAACAUGGCGGACAAAAUGAAUUUUGCGGGAAUUUGCAAAAUAAUAAAAUACUUAACUGAUUCAGUUUCAUUUUAAUAUUAACGAAACUUUCAGAAAAGCUACAAAAUGAAAUGUGUGAUACCUGGACUAAACUUAAAAGUGUUUGGAAGAGCUAUCCACUCCUUGUCCAAGAUUGGAGAUGAACUCUACAUUGAACCCCAGGAAGAUGGACUGGCUCUUCGCACGGUCAACUCGUCCCGGUCAGCGUAUGCUUGUUUCCUGUUUUCACCCAGCUUCUUCCAGCAUUACGAUGACGGCUCUGGCCUCACCAGCUCGGAGGACAGCGAUGAGGAGGGGUUCCGCUGUAAACUGGGCAUGAAGUCCAUUCUAACAGUGUUCCGCUCCCUGUACACGAUAGAGAAGACUGUUGAGAGGUGUAAGAUCCAUCUGGACAGCGAGGAGUCACGCCUGGUCUUUCAGUUGCACUGUCGGCACGGUAUUGUGAAGACUCACAAUUUAGCUUUUAUAGAAUGUGAGCAACUGCAGGCUGUGUUCUCUAAAGACCUCUGUCCAAACAGGCUAACAGCUCCCUCAAAACUUCUUUGUGAUGUAGUUGUGAAUUUUCAACACAACCAGGAAGAGAUAACUCUGAUUGUGAAUCCCAACAAAGUAGCUCUGAAGAACUAUACCGAUGAUGAGCAAGACCAGGCCAAGGUCGUACACACAGAGCUGACCUUGACCCCAGAGGAAUUUGACAACUGUCAGGUCGGGGUCGACACGGAGAUCACAUUCUGCCUGAAGGAACUCCGGGCUAUUCUGGCAUUUACAGAGGUGACCAACUUACCUUUGAACAUCCAUUUUGAGACGCCAGGGAGACCAGUAGUGUUCACUGUAGACAGUGAUCAGACAUUCGAGGCCAGCUUUGUUCUAGCGACGCUGGCGGAAUCAGAAGUCGGAGCAUCACAGCAGCCGUCUCAAGUCCGGGGGAAGAAACAGACAAGACAUAACAACAGUAGCAAGAGGUCGUAUGCAAGUCAGAGUCAAACCCAUAAAGGAGGUCGGAGCAGGCUGACACAGAGUACCGCCUCUGCGUCCAGGCUAACCAAUGGCAUGUCACAUCACAGACCCAACACCAGCUCAGACCGAGGAGUUGCAGCAGAUCUGGAUGACACAGUGGAGGCUGAGGUAGAAAUUAAUGAAGCAACUAUCCAUCAUGGUGAUGCCAUGGAAACAGAACAGCCUGUCACCGAUGAAGGGGGUCGGCUGCAGGGGUCAAGGUCACCUAAACCUUCAGGGUCAACCGUGAGCGACCCCAGUCCUGUAAUCCCAGUGCAGAGUGAUAGACCUACAGACACAAGGGUUCCAGCAGAGGAAUCAGUACUACAAGACGUGGGAGAAGACGAGGAGGAGGAGGAGGAGGAGGAGCUGGUCCCAGGCACUCCCCCCAGCAAGAAGUUCCGCUCCCUGUUCUUCGGCCUGUCUCAGUCCCAGUCUACACAGAGUCAAGCCCCGCCCCAGCCCACCAGUGUCCUGGCGGCAGACACAGACGAGGAGGAUUAGGACGUCCAGCAGCAGUUUUAACCCGAGACUGUCAUCAGCACAUGAAAUUAUUGAGAAUUUUACUCUGUACAUAGUUGUACAAAGUCAUUGUUAAUAUAUGGAUUCAUGAUGUACAGGUUCAUUAAACUAUUGCAUCAGUCAA
Molecule: messenger RNA, 1710 nt
Organism: Haliotis rufescens (red abalone)
Lineage: Eukaryota; Metazoa; Mollusca; Gastropoda; Lepetellida; Haliotidae
Product: cell cycle checkpoint control protein RAD9A-like
Exons: 13
Coding region: 135-1568 (477 amino acids)
Biological process (GO): mitotic intra-S DNA damage checkpoint signaling; DNA replication checkpoint signaling; cellular response to ionizing radiation
Cellular component (GO): checkpoint clamp complex
Source: RefSeq, a predicted model, not a curated record